CCAGCUUUCCCGGCUUUUCCGGCUUUUCCGCUGCCGCUCUCGCGACGUCGCGGCUCGGAGUUGUUUUCGAGGAGUUUUCGGAGUUGGAUUGUGUUUCGGGACGGAUGGCUCCGAUUUGAAUAGGAGUUCGAAGAGAGGAAACAAAGGUUCUCCUUUCACCAGAUGGUAACUGCAUAAAAGUGAAGAUCCAAACCGCUAAUUACUUCCGAAAUAUAUCGAGUGCGUUGACUAUAUCAACGAUUCCACUGGUCGAUCUCAGAUUUAGUCUCAUACAUUGGGAAACUCCUCCGCUUGUGUUUCCAUUGUCUGAGUUGAUUCCGGAUCAGAAAAGCCGGGUACAAACAUUGCCGGCGAUUGUUUAUGUGUUUCGGAGUUAGGGGGGUCGAACUGUUAUGAUUACAUCGUGUUUUGAAGUGUGCAGAGAUUGAAGCAAAAAUGGAGACUGAGGAGCUUAUCAAGCUGGUGGAUGGGAUUUACAAGAAUAUUCUUGAAAAAUUCAAUCCAGGAGCAAGGCAAAUGAUCAAUGCAGGGAAAGCAUAUCUCAAAGCUUUACAUGGUGCCGCCGCUGCCUCAAGAAUGUACGUGGACGCAAUCAGCAAGCUGGCUCGGCAGGCCCAACAAGGGACUUGGGGCGGAUCCUCUGAUAUCGGAGCAGCGUUAUUGAAGAUUGUGGAAGUUUACAAAGAAAUCCAAGACCAACAAAUGAACAUCUUGAAGGCAUUCUACGUGGAUCUCUUGGUGCCUUUGGAAACAAAUUUGGAAAAAGACACCAAAGUAGUACAGUCGGAGCAGAAGCGAUUUCUCCAACAACACAAACAACGGUCAGAGACUUACAGCAAGGCGGCAGCCAUGAUGAAGAAACAAAGGAAAAAGUCCAGAGGGUCCACUAAAACUGGCUUGGCCAUGGAUAAGGAACUCAAGAAUAUGCAAGUACUAGAAGAGGAAAAAACGAAAUUGGAUGCUUUCUGUGAACAAAGUUUGAAAAAUGCAAUGACUCAGGAAAGAAGGAGGUAUGGUUUCGUCCUAGAGCGACAAUGCUCUCUAUCUAAACAUUAUCUCUCUUACUAUGGUCACGGAGUUGAAGCCUAUCAAGAAAACAUCGAAAAAUGGUCUGACGUCGCUAAAACUAGAGAGUACCUGCCAGAAUCCGUAGAAAAUAUUUUCAGUAAUAGACUAAGGCAAAUAUCUGUGUGGCAAGACGACGACCUCUACUCCAACCCAAGAAGUCCGAACUUCGAAGACGAUCGCAUGAGCAUCAACUCUCAGCUGAGGAAGACGAAGAGUAUGGACGCUUCUUGCCUCGACAUCCGUUCCAUCGGCGAUGCCGGAUCCCCUGUCAGCACGCUUAACAGGGCGAAAUCCGAGUACAAUCUCAAUUCGUCCACACAUUCACUUGCUCAAGACCACACUCCAACGCGCCGUCCGAAAUCAAUGGCCGUCCCCCCACCGCCGUCGUGGGACACGCAAUUCGCCCGCGCCCUUUACGCUUACAUGUCCAGCGGAGAAAACCAACUCAGCUUCCUCGAGGGCGACCUGAUAGCGCUGAUAGGGGAGCGCAACAAGGGGUGGCAGUUCGGGGAGAACCUGCGGACGCAGGGCAGCGGCUGGUUCCCUUUGGCUUACACCGAGUUCCUGGAAGAUCCCACAGCAUCACCUACACAUAGAAGUGAUGCUGGAGGAUCUUCAGUCCACACCAAUAACUCGGCAACUCCAACUGGUGGAAACAUGUUGUCUUCUACUGGAUCUGGAACUCCUUCCGGUAACAAUGCGCUAGAACAACCCACUCGUAUGUUCGGAGAUACCCUGCAUAUACAUAGAUCUUCCAAUAAUGCAAAACAGAUUCGGCGAGCGAUCGGUUCUAACAACAUCCCCCCGCCAGCCCUGCCCGCCCCCGUGCCAACCCCCUCGGUGCCCCCCCAGAAACCCGCCGGAGUCCCCCAGUCGCACAGCACCUCGUUCUCCUCCAAGCUGCACAUGGACACCAGCACCUUCCAGUCGCCCUAUUCCACCACGCCUACCGGCAUCAAGUCGUCCGCGUCGACGUUCAACUUUUCCACGCCGGCCGCCGGCGCGUAUUCGACGCACCCGGCGCCUGCGCGGACUGACCGGCCGGCGGCGGUGACUCCGUUACCGCUGCACCUGCAGACUAAGGGCGGCAAAAUAGGAGGUCCCGUGGGCAAUGUGUCCCUCCACAGCAGCAACGACUCCGGGUUCUCCAACGACCCCCCGCCACAGCCGGAAAUAGACUAUUCCGAUGACGAGUCCAUUCCGGGACAGACUAAAUUACCCAGUCGAAGAAGAAUCCUCAAACAACUCGAAGAAGAAAAUCACAACAGAACACUUCCGAAUCCAAAAAGAUCCAAUACCAUCAAGCAAUCGAGGAGUCACGGUAACUUGGUCAAUGGCAGUCGUACCAGUACCAACACUGAUACAGAUAUCACUCCAAAGGAAGCUAAAAAAAUCGUGAAAAGAACCAAGUCUUUCUGGAAAUUUGGAAAAAACAGCUCUGAUAAUGAGAUACUAGAAGGCAUGUCUCUUUGGAAACAUAGAGAUUUAGUUGACGUUGAAAAGAAGAAGUUCAAAGUAAAGAAAGAAGAGAAAGCAAGAGAACGAGUGAAGAAAGAGAAACGUGAUAGGUCCAAUGAUUCCGAUAGAACCAUCAACAACAAUAACUACAAAGAGAAUGGAACUAUUGAGAAAGAGCAUGAGACAUUGAAACCGAACAAGAGCAUCAGACAAAGCAAAAGCUUCCACGAAAAACAGAAACUAUCUCUCUUGCCUAGAAAGGAAUCUAUCGACGAUAGAAUCGAGUACGAGGAUACGUACAAGCAACCAAUAAAGCCAGAUAAAUUCGAUGAUCAAUUCUACGAUGAUGAUGGUGAUGGUUUGAUGCUGAAAACAGUGAACAGAAAGAAUAUCCUCCAACAAUACACCAACAACUCAUCAGGCACAGAUUCUGAGACAGAAUCUGACAUGACCAGUGAUGAUCCGUACGAUUGCAUCUUAGUGGACGAUCAAAAAGUGAAGAAGGGCGAUAACCAUUUCCCUAACGUAGCUGAGUUAGGUAAGAAAUUGGAGAAGUUGUCGAAGAAGAGCAAGUACUCACCCAACAAAGACCUUGAACCUUCAGUUCAGGAGAAGAACAGUAGAAAUAAAAGAAGCAAAGCUGCCAGGAUCGAGAGUCCUGAUAAUGAAGAAGGGGAAGUGAUCAUUGAGUAUCAGGAUAAGCGGCACACCAAUGGAUUCCGGCCUUAUGGAAUCGAAAUCCAGAACAACGAGAAUGGGGAAAAGGAAAGGAUAGACAACGAGAGGUACCAUAAUGAGACCAAUGUGAAGCGUAGUGACGUGAAUGGACAUGAAAAAAGAAGGAGUGAGAGAAGAGGUCGACCAAGCUACGAAUCCAUCAACUCUGAAACGGAGCAGCGAUCUAGAGACAACAGGCGUCCGCAUGGGGAAAACGAUAAGAAAGAGAGCAGAGAAAAGUAUUAUGACUCCACCAAUGAUGAGUUAUCAGACGCUGUCGAGAACAGGCAGUUGCUCCCCAGGACUAAGCUGACGAAGACCAACAGCAAUAAUUCUUCUCAGAGUAAAUACGAGCAGGACAUCGGCCUGAUGGAGUACGGAGAGACUUUGCAGAGGAGAUUGAAAAAUCCCGAGUAUAACUCAAAGUUUGAUGAAAAAUCGCCUCAUAACGGCAACAUGUACGGGCCCUGGUAUGAUCUUUGGGGGUUGGAUUCGACAGGAACGGCUCGCAAAAAAUGAGAUUAGCAUGGCUUUGGUAGUUCAGUUUCAAUAGUAGAUUAUUUGUAUUUGCUUGAGUAGAUUGAAUGAAUAUAUUAUCAAGUUUAUCAUUUUAUAAUUAGCGAAAUAUCAUAAUAUGGCAGUAUCUAGAAUAAUAUUGAUUUUUUUAUUCACAUAGGUCCAAUGAAUACCUACAAUGUGACUCAGAACUUAUCGAUUCUUAAGUAAUUUGAAGAACACAAUAAUGAAUGUGGAAGUUUAUACACAUCUACAGUGUGUUCAUUUAAGUGUGCAACAUAUGGAAAUCUUUUUAAUGAAUUGCACAACCAAAAUACAAAUAUAGUGCCAAAAGUUGGUGCAUGUUCAGUAAUCAUUUUAGGUGCACUCAAAAUGGUUGCAAGUCAAACAGCAUACAGGAUAGGUCAAAAAUAUGAGAAUUGUCCAAGAGUAAAGUACCCUUCCCAGCAAACAUUUUGAUAUGGGGCAUCAAUGGCCUAAUAUAUUUUUCCCAUACCUGACUUCAGCGGCCCAAUAAAUGGUCCCAUAUGCGGGACUCUAUAUAUCAGUACACUGCGGCCGGCAGCUGGUCCCAAUGCUGGGUACCAGCAAUCAUAUUCAGUUUCCCGGCAAAAGGCCAGUACAACAUAAUCGACACAUUGAGUGUCCCAUAGCAAGCCCAGCAUAUACAUGAAUGAUGGGACUCUAAUGGCCAAUUAACGAGAUUGGUUACAUACUAUCGAGGUAGGGGAAGGGUAGGGGUUUUAGAGGUCCAAUGGAUCUGAAAGUUCUAGUACCUCUUUAUUUCACAAUAUAAACCUCUCAUCAUACCAGAUUCCAAGAAAACAAUUUUAUGAAUGACACAAUAAUAUCUUCUUAACCUCUCUGUUCUUCAAAGAUAAAACUUCUCGAUGUGACUGCUUACUGGUUGGUAUGUGGUAUCUGCAUCUUAUUGGGUAGCAUUCCUUCAAAGUUGAUUCUCCGUUGUAAGGUACUUCUGAAAUAUGAAUUGCAUCAUUAGUUAUAUAUUAGUGACCUAUGAGUCGCAUGAGUUUAUAACUUGAUAAUAUAGUCUGAUCACGUGAUAAUAUGAAGCUUUUCAAUUCUCAUUAUUUCCUUGGAACAGGUAUUUCUGUAGCUGAAACCUUAUUGUUAUUUAGUUCUUUAAUACAGGGACACGUUCACAUACCCUAAGAUUGCUUUCGAUAGCAACAAACGAGUUGAAAAUGAUGGUUGCUUUUGGAUAAGUUUAUAGCCAACUCCAAUUAGUAUGAUCAUCAGGUAUAUGAGGUUACGAGAUACCAAACACAUGCAUUUAAUAAUGAAAUUCGAAACACUAUGUAGAUAGAUUGAUACUUACUCAGUAUUAUCAUAAUUGAAGAAUCCGUCUUCUAUUAUUAUCUAUUGAGAAUACUCCUGCCAUCAUAAAUAACCACCAGGGAAAGAGAGGACCACAUUAAUUCCACAUAAACAAACUAGUACGCGAUCACCACUCACGAGAGUCAGCCAUCUUAGUGACAUAUAAUAUAUUGAUCAGCUGAUUGUUGAUGUCGACGUUCCCAGAACAUCCACCAGGGGGACGAGUAGCGAACAUGAAAUUGGCCAGCAAAGGGCCAGAUCUCGUUAGUAUUCAAUUAGUUCCAGACAUCUUACCAUCACGAGGCCAUCAUCGUAUUUUUAACUGAUGGUUACUUGAUAUAGGAAAAUCAUCGGCCCAUUACCAAUACCCCGGCAUCGUCACUUUCCCAGACUAGCCUGCACUAGGCCAGACUUCUCCCGCUAGUUCAAUGUUUGCUGGGCUUAUUUCAGAAAAUUCAGCAAUAUUUGAGAUUUCAAAUUUCUUUCGUUGAUAAUAUCCCAGUUUUUAAUUUUUCUUAUAUUCACCCUGAACAGUUCCAUGAGUUGAUCAUAACAAAAUCAGUUGAUCAUACCUUUGUUCAAAUUCAAAAAUGUUUGUGCAAUUAACUUGGAUUUAAAUUUUUUUAGGGAAUCACAAACUUAAUGCUUGUUGCAACGGUAUUUAGCUCAACUUUAAAAUUUCGCAAACAAUCUUUUUAACAAGGUAAAACGUCAUUAAUGAUGAUAUGCAAAUUCAAAAGCUGUCAUUUGAUGUGAACAUUUUGUAUUUGAAAUAUUUAUGAAAAAGCUGUACAAAUCAAUCGAUAACCAUGAUAUUAUUUGAAAUAAUCACGAAUACCCAAGGAACAAAAAAAAUGAGCGUUGACAGUAAACAUUAAAACAGUUUGGUAACAUUAACUUCCCAUCUAAUGAUGUUUUACCUUGUUAAAAAUAUGGUUUGCGAUAUUUUGAAGUUAGGCAGAAUAUCGUUGCAACAAACAUAAAGUUUGUGAUUCCUUAAAAAAGUAAAAAUCCAAGUUGAUUACACAAAUAUUCUUGAAUUUGAACAAAGGUAUUCUCAACUGAUGUUGUUAUGAUCAACUCAUGAAAGUGUUCAGGGUGAAUAUAAAAAAAAUUAAAAAUUGGGAUAUUAUCAACGAAAAGUAAUAUGUGAAUAUGUCUUAGGAGGCCAUACUUGGGUAUUUAGGAAUAACUUCCAAUUGUUAACAACUUUUCUCAAUAACAUAUUUGACUGAAAUAAGGGUACUUUACUCUUCAUCAAUUUUGAAAUUUCUUGACCUACCCUGUAUGCUGUUUGACUUGCAACCCUAAGGGCACCUAGAGUGAUCGCCAAACAUGCACCAACUUUCUGCACUAUCUGUAUUUUGGUUGUCCAAUUCUUAAAAAAUAUUCCCAUAUGUUGCACACUUAAAUGACCACACUGUUUAUUUCUUAAUAAAUAUAUCGCUGUUGAAUGAAGUAAUACACAGGGUAUCUCAUUCGACCGAUAACGUUUCACACGUGAUAGCCCUCAUGAUUGGUUUAGGAACUUGAGCCCUUCCAGUGGUGAGUUGAAGAGUUGCAGGUAAUUGAAGUUGAGAAGUCAAAUUUGUUCUUCGAAUAACUCAAAAAUAGCUAGUUUUUCUCUAAUCGAUUUUUGAUGGAAAUAUGAAUUAUUCAUUUCAUUCAGCGAUGCUCGAUAACGAUGAUGCUUAUAUACAAAAAUAGAUUUGAUUAACUUUAAAAAAUUUCGAAUACUUUUUUUUGAGCAAAAUACGGGUCCAUUCUGUUCAGAUCUUGUAAUAACAUUGCUAAGACAACAAUAUUGUUAUAAUCAUAAAACAUAACAAUAUUACUAUGCAAUUCUGUACAGAUUGUUUGUGUUUGGUGAAUUUGGUCAUCAUUGGUGGUUGUGCAAGUGGUGCAAGUAAUCAAUCAUGUCCAGAAAUAUGAAAACAACCAAAAGCCGGAUGAAAAUGAUCGUGUUUCAUUUCUGGAAAUGAACUUGCAAUUCAAAUGGAUUGCUGGUGUCUGAUGAUAUGAUGCCGAAAUUGUAGUCUGAUGAUUCUAAAAAUUGAAACUUCGAGAAGAGCUUUUCAAAAGUUGUUGGUUAUACAAGUGAACUUCUCAUAAUUAUGUUCAUAAUCAACCUAUUCUCUAAAUUUACAAACACUUGAUAGAAAUUUCAGUGAAAAUACAAAGAAUCCACUGCCAUUUAUAAUCUUGUUAUGACAUAGCAAGCACAAAAUUGAUGUUGCAGAUAUAGCAAGAAAGCUAACAAGAUGUCAUUGAAAUUGACAGAUCAUAUUGCCGAAAAUAUAUGAAUUCCACUUCUUCGAAUCUUGCUGUGAAAGCAAUAUCUUCUCUACAACAGUAUCGCUAUUCGCAAACAGAAUCGACCCGAAUAAUUGGAGUUUUUUUAAAUUCUAGACGAAAUCGAACAGGAAAGUCGGUACGUUAAGAAAAAAAUUGUCAUAGCGUAGACGUAACUUUUGAGUUAGGGACUGCCGAAAUAAUAUUAUUCAAUUUCCCAGUAUAACAACUUGUAUUUUUGUAACUGAUGAUAUCUUAUGUCGUUAUUCAAUCGCGAGGUCUGUCAUGCAUAUGAUUUCUGUCGAAUUUCACAACACCCUGUACACCAAUUUCUAUUAUAUCGACUUAUUCAUUACCCUAUUAUAAUAAAAUCUCAUUCCAUAUUCAACUCAUUCAAUAUGUUGUUCAAUUCAAAAUCAUUGAUUAUUUCCAGGUCUAACAAUUUUGCAACUAUCAAACUUCGAAAAACUAACCCCAGCACAGAUAGAACUGCUUCACUCAUCUUAGAAUAAUCGCAUCCUAAUAUUUUAUUAUCCACAAUCAAUUCUCGUAUUUUCAUGUUCUGUAUUGAAAAGUUUUUUAUCAUGACGUUUUUUUAUUAUCUGCCACUAGUCUAAUUAUUACUGUACGUGAAGGAUAUGAUCAUCUGAAUAUGUUGUUUGUUGUAUAUAAAGCUAGCUUUAACAUAUAAUAGAUAAAUUUCUAUAUCGUUUGUACAUCUUAUCGUUGCAUUAUCUAAUAACAUGAUUAUGAUUUUCUCUCUCAAAUAUAUAUGUCUUAUUAUUCAGAUAUAUUCUUUUAUGUGUAGGUGAUCUCUAUCGAGAUUUUUUUUGUUAUUUUCCAUUUAUUUUGUAAAUAGUUCUUAUGGUGGUUGGGAAUGGUGCAAUACAUAUAUCAUUGUAAUCGACUACUAACUUACUAUAUUGUAUUUGCAAUUUUAACGAAUUCCAGAUCAUCAAAAUUUUCAAUAAGUAUGAGUCAAUGAUCAAAAUACAGGCAUUGGACUGAUUUUUAAGAAAAUUUCUGUGAUAAAUCUGUUGGAAUCUAUAAUUACAUCCUUGAGCAAAACUAUUGGUAAGUUUGGUAAAUAUUUGUAUAUAAUCAAAUUUGUAUGAACUGUGUCAUAUGCUAAUUUCUUGGAUUGUUUGUAUACAAUUCAAUGUAAAAAUAAUCAAAAUAUAAGGAAUAAUUUCUAGAUAUUGUUAAUCUAUCUGAGCAUGUCCUGAAUUAUAUUGUUUGUUCAAUCGUCAGUUAUCAUCAGUUACCUACCUUAUUUUUGCAAAAGUCAUAUCCAAUGUAUAGGAUCUUUUGGAACAGGUGAUGAUUAAUUUGUUUGAAUAAUAUGAUUCUCAAUCAUGUUCCAUUUACAUCACAAUGAACUUUCAAUAAUAUCUUAUCAUUUUGUUAUCUUUUAUAUUCGAAACCCGUCCAUUUCACAUGAAAAACUUAUUAUUAAUUGAUUAAGGUAUUUGACCCUCCAUCUUCAUGACAGGGGCUUACUAUAAUCGAAUGUAUAUGUUGUCCACGAAGAACACUGUAACACAUUUUGUUUUGUAUAGCUAUGAUAUGGAAAUAAAAUGAUUGUUAUCAGUUAUUGUAUAUCGAUUUAUUAUCAAUAAAAUUUAUAUUGUUUAUGAA
This is a messenger RNA of Phaedon cochleariae (mustard beetle), 9027 nucleotides long. Lineage: Eukaryota; Metazoa; Arthropoda; Insecta; Coleoptera; Chrysomelidae. The record is from the annotation of a GenBank genome assembly.